Molecule: messenger RNA, 7369 nt
Organism: Scatophagus argus
Lineage: Eukaryota; Metazoa; Chordata; Actinopteri; Scatophagidae
Gene: dok4
Product: docking protein 4
Exons: 9
Coding region: 768-1757 (329 amino acids)
Biological process (GO): cell surface receptor protein tyrosine kinase signaling pathway; positive regulation of MAPK cascade
Cellular component (GO): cytoplasm
Source: RefSeq, a predicted model, not a curated record
UUUGUGUAUGGUCUGUCGGUGUCCUGUCAGCCCUGGCACCGGACUACACGGCUCGGCGUCGCAGACAUGUAGACGCGGAGACAGAGCGAUGGACGGCGACGCAGCGCCGAUGCGGAUUAAACAAACCAUCCGUGUGUCAACAGGCAGCUGCUAGCGUUUCCCUUUCAGUCCGGUUGGAUUUAAUUGCGGCGUCUGCUACAUCUGCAAGGAGGGAGAAUAAAUAGAAUAGCCGGUAGAGCCACUGCAACAGGGGGGUCAAGAGCAACGGAUUGAGUCAGCGGAGGCACAGGGACCCCGUCCGACCAGCGGGACCCCACCCGGCCGCAGCAUCCGCUGCUGCGCCGGAGCUCACCGACGGUCGCAGCUGUCAUCCAGAGAUCCCAAAGAGGGAGAUGAGGGAAGAAUGUGAAAACCCAUCUGGUAAGGAGUGCAUGAAAGAACGACAAAGUAAAGGAAAAACACAAGAGCAAGAAGCAAAUAAGGAGGGAAACAAAUCCAACGGAGGAGAGAAAGGGCAACCUGAAGGAGGAGAAAAAGGAGGGUGGGAGCUCUAAGGAGCUCCAGAGUUGGAAGUAUUCUAGAGAGGAAAAUCACACAGUCCUGCAAGAGACAGAUAUGUUUGAAAGUGAAAGAAAGGAAGCUCAACCGGACAAAUAAGCUGGGAGCUUUGGAAAGGAAGGAACAGAAAGCAAGAUACAUGUUCAGCAGGGAAGAAACAUCUGGAUGGUCUCCACAGGGACGGUCAGCAGGUUUUCGCCCCUCCGAAGAUGGCCUCCAACUUCAAUGACAUCGUCAAGCAGGGCUAUGUACGCAUGCGCAGCCGUAAGCUGGGGAUCUAUCGCCGUUGCUGGCUGGUGUUCAAGAAGUCGUCCAGUAAAGGACCUCGUCGUCUGGAGAAAUACCCUGAUGAGAAGUCUGCCUACAUCAGAGCCUGUCCUAAGGUGACAGAGAUUAGCCACGUCAAGAAUGUCACACGGUUGCCUCGAGAUACCAAGCGACAGGCAGUGGCCAUUGUCUUUCCAGACGACACCUCACGCACCUUCACCUGUGAAUCAGAGUUGGAGGCAGAGGACUGGUUUAAGACACUGUCAAUCGAGUGUCUGGGUACACGGCUCAAUGACAUCAGCAUGGGAGAGCCCGACCUCCUGGCUGCUGGAAUGCAGUGUGAACACACAGAGCGAUUCAGCGUGUUCCUCCUCCCCUGUCCUAACCUGGACAUCUAUGGGGAGUGCAUGAUGCAGAUCACCCACGAGAACAUUUACUUGUGGGACAUUCACAACCCUCGCGCCAAGCUGGUCACCUGGCCACUGUGCUCUCUGCGGCGCUAUGGACGUGAUGCCACCCGCUUCACCUUCGAAGCCGGACGGAUAUGUGACAGCGGUGAAGGCCUCUACACCUUCCAGACCAGAGAAGGAGAACAGAUCUACCAGAGGGUUCACUCCUCUACAAUGGCCAUAGCAGAGCAGCACAAGAAGGUCCUACUGGAAAUGGAGAAAAACAGCAGACUGAUGUCUAUGGGCUCAGAGCCUGGCUCCUACCCCUGUACACCCACUGCUAUCCUGCCGCGAUCCGCUUACUGGCACCACAUCACCGGAAACCAACCAGGCAGUGGUGAUGCUGCAGAAGACAACUUGCUGUCCACCCACCUGUCUCCUGACCACCAUGCCACGCUGCCUCGGACAAAUACACAUGCACAGUCCCAGCUGCACAUAUCCACACACUCCUCAACACACUACCCCACGUACCCUGGACAGUGACACACACACAGAGGAAGACAUGGACAGUGAAAAAGAUGGGGACACGAGACGCAUACUCUCUUGUAUGAAGGCACACAAAAUUGACUGAAAUAAACACAGUCCCCCUCCUUACUUUGUUUUUACAGCCCAACUAAAUGUGUCCUUACGGGAGAUGUUGUAAAGGGACCAAUAUUAGCCAGCCACUCAUCUUUGCAGAAAACAGGAAGAUAAAACUAAAUUUUACACAAGACUGCAAGGAAAUUUUAUUUCCUUAUGUGACUGCAGCCCCACAAUUCAACAAUAAAUGGGGGAUACUGGGAAACUCUGACUGGCAGAAUGGCAUAUAUUGCCUACUGAUUAUUCCAAAAUUUAAUUAAAGAGUUUGGUCUAGACAUGUUCUAAUUGGAAAGUGUCAUGAGAUAACUUUUGUUAUGAACUGGCACUAUAUAAAUAAACUGAAUUUAAAAAACAAAUCAAUUAAUGAUUAGUAAUACAAGAGUUAAGAGCUAUCAGUAUGCUUUAAACCAUCUGCAACCACAAUUCCAAAAUAUUUGACACAGUGUAUAACAAAGAUAAAACAGAAUGUGAUGAUUUGCUAAUCCUUUUUGACAUGUGAUUAAUUGAAAUUAGUACAAAGACAAUUAUAUUUAAUAUUUUAAUUGAUCAACUUAAUAGAUUUUUGAAAAUCUAUACUUAUGCUGAAUGUGAUGCCAGCGACACAUUUCAAACAAGUUGGGUCAGUGGCAUGAAAGGCUGGGAAAGUUGUGAAGUGCUCACACAGCACCAGUUUGGAGCACUGAACAGGUAAACAGGUUCAUUAGCAAAAGGUGAUAGUAUCAGGACUGGGUGCGAAAGGGGCAUCCUCGAAAGGCUCAGUCGUUCACAAGCAAGGAUGGGCUGAGGUUCACUACUUCGUUAAAUACACGGUUGUAUAAAGGAUAUUACUACAUGGGCUCAGGAACCCUUUGCAAAACUGUUGAUGGUAAACAACUUUUGAAUGUGGAACAGGUAUAAACACUUUUGCGAUGUGUUUGAUGGCACAUUGUAGAACCUAGUUCAUUUGAAGCAUGCUAAGGCCUUUACAAACAAAACUAUGAUUUGGUGGUGGGUUGUUUUUUUUUUUCAUGGGGAAUAUGCAGAAUUCCAAAUUUCCAGUUUUUUUUUUUUUCUUUACAUGGUUUAGUAGAAGGCUGGAGGACCAAAUGACUGUUGGAUUAACAUCAAUAACACCCUGUCCCUGUCAGACUAAAUACUGCAUUGAUUCAGACUGCAUGGUGCUGUAAUGGCACCACAUGGACUGUACUAUCAUUGGAAAUAUACAGACACCUAGCAUUCCCAAGUGGAAAAUUCCCAGUGUACCCAUGCCAGCUAACCCACCUAUCUGAAGAACACUUGAUAAUUUUGCCGUAUCUGUGUGUCUGGAUCAAUGCCUUUGAUUUAGCUGAUAAUUAAUGUGACUUUGCAGUCACUGCAUCUGUUUACUGUGUUGAGGUUUUGAACAGCUCUGACUUAUGGAAGGAAACUGAUAUGUUUUUAUGGAUUGGCUCUUGUGCUAAACUGGAUAUUCACCUUCAGAACUUCAGACUCUCUCUGGGAUGUAACCUAUUACCCUUCCUAAUAGCCACAUGCAUGUUUAGAGGUGGAAGAGGAGCUUAUAAUGUGGAGGUCAACAAAUACGGAUUUUUUGGACACAAUACUGAUGAUACAUUUGGAUUUAAACUGCCAAUAACUGAUAUUCAGUGUGUUUGUCUUUGACUGCUUGAAUGACAGAUAUUAAUGUUUGACUCAUAGCUUAUUUCUUACUAGAGUCACAAAACCUUAAGUACUGAAAUGGGAAACUCUGAACGCACUGGAGAAAAUUAGGGGUGUGUUUCGGCUUGGAGGUGUGGGGCAUUUUGUUGUGCAGGGUUAGGUUUGGGUUUGGUUAUUUUCUUUAUUUCUCUCUCUGACUAUUCAGUAGUCUGCUUCUGUGUAUCAUGUAUUUUGAGAAAUGCAAGGUGAGGGAAGCCUCAGAAAUGUGUUGCAUUAGGACAGUGACCAGGUCUGAGUGACGGACAUGGAUAAGGGCUAGACGAUGCUCCCGGUUUUAGGUCCAAGCAGAACUCUGUUAUAGGUGUGAGCACGCAAUUUGCAAAACAAAAAUUAUGUGUUCCAGAUAAUGUGGUUAAAAUGUUCUCUGAUCAUUUAGAUGCAAGUUGUUUUUGCUCCACUCCGUGUUCAAACUCCUCAGUUAUGAAGCUGCAUGCAACUGUUGCAGGCUGAUAAUGUUGAUGCUAAAGAUGAAUUGUGGCUCUAGGUAAAAAUGCGAGAUAUUACAAGGUUAAAAGUAUGAAAAUAAGAUGUAAGAAAACAGAAUCAUCCUUCAAUAAUUCAUUCACAAAGGUAUGUAACAUUAUCAGCAUCUUCGAAGGUGAAAGUCUUCCCAUGAAUGUAGGAUUGAUCAGAUUAUAUUAUCACCUUAUCGUUAAAGUGCAUCGUAAUCAUGUUUGACCCUUGUGUGGGUGAAAUAUAUCUGCCUAUAUUUUUUGUGGCACUAUAGUGUGAAUGAUUCUUAGGAUAAUCUAUUUACAUUCUAACCACAGUAAUCUGUUUCCCACUACUUACCUCAAAUCUGUCUGUUUGAGCAUUUAAGAAUGCUGUCAAAGCGGAAAGACAGGGAACAAACACCCUUUCAUCACCACAGCUUCACUUACUGCCUUUGCCCCUCCCUCUUACUUUACAUAUUAUUUAUCUGACAAAGAGCUUCGCUAUUAAUUUCCUUGGAACUUUAGAGGUGAGCUAGUGGUGGGAGAGAAAUGAUAAGCCAAGAAGGACAGACUGACAGAAAAAGAAGAAGUUGACUCAUGUUUUUAUUAACUCACGUUCUGCCUUUUGAUUCUAUUACAAGGGGUUAAGACUGUUAAUCUGAUAGUAGAGAUUUUUCCACAGUAAUGCGACAUAUGGGAACACACCGACCACCUUUUGCACCAUUAGAAUGCCUCAUAUCUAGAUCUGAGUAAGUUUGAUUAAUGCUGGUAAUCCUUGUACCACUUGUGUUUUGUAGUGUUUUUAGGUCAUUUUAACAGGACAAGGCUAAGCAAUUUGUUGAUUGUUUACAUUAUGUAAUUUUCUGUGAAAAUGUGCAUUGUCUACUUACAUACUGUGUAAUUUAUUUCUUUUUCUUCCUUUUUUUCUAGCAUUUUGGGUCUACGUAGGCUAUUGCUAUUUAUUUCAUAUAAAACGUCUGUGUGUGUGUGUGUGUGAGAGAGAGAGAGAGAGAGAGGGAGAGAGAGAUUGAAAGAGAGAGCAAAAUGCGGAAUUAUUAUUGAAAUGUGUGCAUUCAAAAUGCAGACACCAGGUUUUCAUCGCUUUUAAUGUUGAUCGAGCAGAAGAUAGCCGGUCCACACUUUGUUAGCAUGGCCUUUUGCACAUAAAUCUGCCCCUGAGUGAACCACAAGAACCCAUUAACUAUCUUCUGCAAUGUCUGCUCUCACAGUGUGGGUCACUUUGGCUGUUGAUUAAUUACAAUCAUGUCCUCUGUGCUGCGCUGUUGUUCUUGUUGUGUAAGGAACCUGUAGCAGGAGGAAUGCUACAGAUAGGUGUCUCAUUAAAAAGAUUUAGACCAGCAGGGCUAGUGGUGAAAACUCUGUCUUGAAUUAGCUCAACAAACUGAACCAGGAUUAAACUGGCAACUCUGAGUUAUUGAGAUCAAAAUUCAAAUCUGAACCUCAAGCACAGAUGCCAUUAAUAAUGAAAACACACAUCUAAAGAUAAACAGAUAAUUAGGAAGAAAAUAAUACAGCAAAUCAAACAAAACUGCUUCAACAAAACAAAGGAAAGGAAAACAUGUAGCAGCAUAUUGCAGACCAGGAAGUCUGUUGCUAACUGCUACAAACAGACAAGUGGAGGUGAACCAACAAUCCAUGAACUCUCCUGUAAGCACAAUUUGUUACGGUACUCUGCUUUUAAUCGUGCACUCAUUUUUGUUCCACAUCUUAUUAUGAGCUUUUUGAAUUUUCUUGGACUUAUAAGUGCUGAAGAUUGAUGCAAAAAAAAUGCAAGAUGCAACAUCACAAUAAUUGUCUUUUAUUUACAAGGCCAAAAAUAAUAACAUUUGCAGACAAAUGCUUAGUUUACUCAUGAUACUUCGUUUGUAUAAGAGACAUACUAGCCUUUGCAUGGUGAAAGUACUUGCUUGUCUGCCUUUCUAGUAUUUUGAGAGUGGUACUUCUGGGUAUCUUUUUAAUUUCGUUGAUUUGCAUGAGAGAAAAUGGGGAAAAGUCUGCUUUCACUAAAGCUACUGCCACAGGCCAAACAUACCUUUAAUUUAAUUUACUUGGAUAUCCUAAAGCAAACAAGACCACAGGAACCGUGGUGCUUUGAGCUAAUUACUAAUAUCAGUACUUUGUCAUUCUCACAACUACGGUGUUAACCUGUUGGUGGUUAGCAGGUUAUUUCCAUUUCAUUGUGUCAGAUUAGCAUAUUGGACACUAAACACAAAGGAUAGCUGCAGGUGAUUGGAAUGUCGUUCAUACUGUAGGUAUUCGAAAUUGAAAUUUUGACCUGAUGAUGUCACUUGAUUAAAAGGAUCAUGAACACAGUUGUCUGUACUGCUGUUGGCACUAGAGUGGAUCACCAACAUCAGUGGGAUACAUGAUUUGAACACUAUGAAUGUCUGUGCCAGUCCAUCCAGUAUAUUUUCAUAUUUUGCUAUUUUGCUGAAUAAGCAAGAAUGCGACCUGCUGCUGAAGCUACAUUAAAGUCAGAAGACCACUAAACUCACUGUGAUUUGUCAGGGGGGCCAUGAAAGUCAACAAAACUUCAUUUCAAUCCAUCCAGUAUUUGUUGAGAUAAUUCAGUCCGUGUUAGAGAGGUGGACUGACCAAAGCGCUUUUAUAAAACAGAAUUUUCUGGAAAGACGCUGAAUUGACUGAGGCAGGUGUGGCUUUACUUUUGAUGUUGCUUUAUAAAUCACCACUCCGCAUGUAAAUGACACAAAUUCCUAAGUGAAAGAGGUGGUUAAUGGAAAUGACUUGGAAAAGGAUGGAAAAUGACAGUGCUGAAGGUGUUCCUCUAGCUUGCUUUGAAAACACUAGACAGUGAUAGUGUGUGCUUGUGAUUGUGGUGUUGUCACGGUAACAGUUGUGAGCUCUCAUCAUUGGCUGUGACCUUCCCUUAGCUUUGUGAUGGAUAGCAAAAUCUUCUCAGCCAUUUACACUAUCUGCACCAAGGGCAUGUUUUUUUGUUUUUGUUUUUGUUUUGUUUUUUAGAAAAAUAAAGUCAAUGACUUACUCAUGAGUGUAGCUUUCUAUUUAAUUCUUUGCUUCUGUAGCCUAUGUUCACAUGGUGUUUAAACUAGGUUUAGGCUAAUAUAGAAAUGUUCAAACCGGCUUGAUGUUAAGCCAAAUACCUAUAAUAUUGAAUCAUACCAUUAGAUGUCAUACUUGACUCACCUGCUCACCUCUAAAUAGAAGAGCGUGUGGCCACCCUACGUAUAGAUGCUCUAAAUCUAUGGUAGCUGUACCGUAACUGCAACAGGGCUCCAGUUGCACUCUUGCGGACUACGCGACACACCCCCGACACCUUUUCCUAACCCUAAACAAAUAGUCUGGGUGCUUGGACAUUUUAAGAAACAAUUUGAGUUGAACUUGGUG